CGCGCAGGUGAAGCCAAUGGUGCGUCAUGGACGCGGCGUGACUUUUUAGUAGGCUUGUGACGUGGCUGGUCUUUUGAGCUGUGACAGGCGCCGGGGGAAGUCUUUUUCUCGUGGCGCUCUUAGCGGAGGCAAAAGACGAGUCGGCUCUCUUGAAGACUGACAGCAUCUUGCAAUCAUGUUUUCUAAACUUGCCCAUCCACAAUUGUUUGCUGUUCUCCGUCGUGGUGUUCAUGCUUCAGUGAGUUCAGCUACAUCGGUUGCAACUAAGAAAACGGUCCAAGGUCCGGUAUCAUCAGACCUCAUAUUUGAACGUGAGGCCAAGUAUGGUGCACAUAACUACCAUCCACUUCCUGUUGCUCUUGAAAAAGGAAAAGGUGUUUAUGUGUGGGAUGUAGAAGGCAGAAGAUACUUUGACUUCUUGAGUGCUUACAGUGCUGUCAAUCAAGGCCAUUGUCACCCCAAGAUUGUAGGUGCUCUGAAAUCCCAGUGUGAGAAACUUACCCUUACCUCAAGAGCCUUUUACAACGAUGUGCUUGGUGAAUAUGAAGAGUAUGUCACUAAAAUGUUCAAAUAUAACAAAGUGCUUCCAAUGAACACAGGUGUGGAGGCUGGAGAAACGGCAUGUAAGCUGGCUCGUAAAUGGGCGUAUACCGUGAAAGGAAUUCCAAAAUACAAGGCAAAGAUUAUUUUUGCAGCUGGCAACUUCUGGGGAAGAACGAUGUCCGCUGUCUCGAGUUCUACAGAUCCUACUAGCUAUGAUGGAUUUGGACCAUUUAUGCCAGGUUUUGAAGUAAUUCCAUACAAUGAUUUGCCAGCUCUUGAGCGCGCUCUUCAGGAUCCAAAUGUUGCAGCUUUCAUGGUUGAACCAAUUCAAGGUGAAGCUGGUGUGGUAGUUCCUGAUAAAGGUUAUCUAACAAGUGUGCGAGAGCUGUGCACAAAGCACAAUGUUCUCUUUAUUGCUGAUGAAAUUCAGACUGGGUUAGCUAGAACUGGGAAAAUGCUGGCUGUGGAUCAUGAGAAUGUUCGACCUGAUCUGGUACUGCUUGGCAAGGCCCUAUCUGGAGGUGUCUACCCUGUUUCUGCAGUACUGUGUGAUGAUGAAAUUAUGCUCACCAUUAAACCUGGUGAGCAUGGUUCUACAUAUGGGGGAAAUCCAUUGGCCUGCCGGGUGGCCAUAGCGGCACUUGAGGUCAUUGAAGAGGAAGAAUUAGUAAAAAAUGCAGAAAUCAUGGGUAAUAUAUUGAGGAAUGAACUUAUGAAGACUCCAUCAGAUAUUGUGACUCGGGUCAGAGGAAAAGGCUUAUUGAAUGCCAUUGUUGUUCGUGAAACUAAAGACUAUGAUGCCUGGAAAGUAUGCCUGCGACUCCGUGACAAUGGACUGUUGGCUAAACCAACACAUGGUGACAUUAUCAGGCUGGCUCCCCCAUUGACUAUCAAGGAAGAAGAGAUCAGAGAGUGCAUUGAGAUCAUCCAUAAAACCAUUUUAUCUUUCUGAAGGCACAAGUAUGCUCAAAAAUGCACAUGCAGGUUGACUCCAUAGUGGUCCUGCAACAGUGUUACUCUGGAACCCCUCUCCUUCUCCAUCAAUAUUUUUCAACCUGCUGGGGGUGGAAAAAACAUACAUCUUCUAAAAUUGAAAAGCUUGCAACUCUUUAAUGGACCUAAAGAAAGCAAAGAACCAUUCUGAAACUGGUUUUUUGCUCCAUUGUGACUAGAAAACAUAUUGGACUUCAUUCAGUGAAUUAUGCAUUUGAAAUGUUUAACUAUAUCUUCUAUAUGGACCUCUUCUUAAAUAUCAAUUAGGUUUUAGAUAUAUAUUCUAUAAAUAUAUGAAACUAUUAAAUUUUUUUGGCACUUUUA
This is a messenger RNA of Hemicordylus capensis (graceful crag lizard), 1860 nucleotides long. It is a transcript of the gene OAT, whose product is annotated as ornithine aminotransferase. The transcript is spliced from 10 exons. Lineage: Eukaryota; Metazoa; Chordata; Lepidosauria; Squamata; Cordylidae. Gene Ontology annotation, cellular component: cytoplasm. The record is from RefSeq and is a predicted model, not a curated record. Gene Ontology annotation, molecular function: pyridoxal phosphate binding; L-ornithine transaminase activity; identical protein binding. The coding region runs from base 176 to 1495 and encodes 439 amino acids.